AAAUGAAAUAUUUCUAAUGGUUGAGUGAGUUGAAUAUAACUCAAAUUUCGUUGCUUUGUUGCAAGCGAACUUUCAAAUGCCGCCGAAGAUGGUCGUUUCAUAUUCAACAACUCGCCUCCCUCUCAUCUCCACGGCUCGAAGCGAACUACUUUCAACCCGCCGCGGCUUCCAAACUGGACUCCUCAAACUGAGAACCGGAUUAAAUUUCCGGACUCUGUGUCUUAAACCCGAACCCUGGUCUAAGCGAAGUUAUUCGGUUAAGCGCAAUGUGGUUAACGAAGAAGAUAGUAUGGAGGAGACUUACAACUCUGUCGACGAUAAGCAGUUCGUCCGGUGGUUCCGGGAGGCUUGGCCUUACCUCUGGGCCCACCGUGGCGGCACUUUCGUUGUUAUUAUUUCCGGUGAAAUCGUCGCGUCUCCCUUUUUGGACGCCAUUUUAAAGGAUAUUGCGUUUUUGCAUCACCUAGGGAUCAGAUUUGUUAUUGUUCCGGGAACUCACGUGCAAAUUGACAAGCUUCUGACUGAAAGAGGGCAUGAACCAAAGUAUUAUGGUAGAUAUAGAAUAACAGACUCAGAAUCGCUAGCUGCCGCAACGGAAGCGGCAGGUGGGAUUCGUCUAAUGAUGGAGGCAAAACUUUCUCCUGGACCAUCCAUCUGUAAUAUUCGUCGACAUGGAGAUAGUAGUCGUUUGCACGAAGUUGGUGUCAGUGUUGCUAGCGGCAACUUCCUUGCAGCCAAGAGAAGAGGAGUAGUUGAAGGUGUUGAUUAUGGAGCAACAGGUGAAGUAAAGAAAGUAGAUGUUGCCCGUAUGCGUGAGAGGCUUGAUGGUGGUUGUAUAGUAAUAUUAAGCAACUUGGGUUAUUCUAGCUCUGGAGAAGUUUUGAAUUGCAACACAUAUGAAGUUGCUACUGCUUGUGCAUUAGCUAUUGGAGCAGACAAGCUUAUUUGCAUCAUAGAUGGUCCGAUCUUGGAUGAGAAUGGAUACCAUAUUAGUUUCUUGCCUGUUGAAGAAGCAGAUAUGUUAAUCCGUCAGCGCGCCGGGCAAAGCGAAAUAGCAGCUAAAUAUGUGAAAGCUUUUGCUGAAGAAGAUCUCACUUGCCUUGGACAUAAUGAUUUUAUUGCAGCUGCUAACUAUUCGCAGAAUAGGCAGACUCUUAAUGGUGCUCAUAAUCCAACCUUUCAGAAUGGUGUUGGUUUUGACAAUGGCAAUGGUUUAUCUGGAGAGCAGGGCUUUGCUAUUGGAGGUCAGGAGCGGCUAAGUCGACUAAAUGGUUACCUUUCAGAGUUGGCUGCUGCAGCUUUUGUCUGCAGAGGUGGUGUACAAAGAGUUCAUUUGUUAGAUGGCACUAUUGGUGGGGUCCUAUUAUUGGAACUAUUCAAACGAGACGGAAUGGGGACAAUGGUGGCCAGUGAUCUAUAUGAAGGGGCUAGAAUGGCUAAGGUAACAGAUCUCGCUGGCAUCAAGCAAAUCAUAAAACCUUUGGAAGAGUCUGGCACAUUGGUUCGCAGGACCGAGGAUGAGCUGCUUAAGGCCAUAGAUUCAUUCGCUGUUAUGGAAAGGGAAGGUCAAAUCAUUGCUUGUGCUGCUCUUUUUCCUUUCUUCAAGGAGAAGUGUGGAGAAGUUGCUUGCAUUGCAGUUUCUCCCGAGUGCCGAGGACAAGGACAGGGGGAUAAAUUGCUUGAUUAUAUUGAGAAGAAGGCGUCCUCACUCGGAUUGGGUAGGCUUUUCCUUCUGACAACUCGGACUGCUGAUUGGUUUGUAAGGCGUGGGUUUACGGAGUGUAGCAUCGACAUGAUACCAGAUGAAAGGAGGAAAAAGAUUAAUCUAUCUCGUAAAUCUAAGUAUUACGUGAAGAAAUUGGUAGCGGAUGGAAGUGGAAUUACUGCCGAUAGAGCAUUUAAAUGAAGCUUCCAACAGAUGCCAGCUGAGUGUACUAGUUCAUGUGGGCAACUCCUGCGGUUGCCACUUCAAGAUUAGACGCAUAACGUUUUCUUGAGGUGAUAGUUAUGGGCAGGUGGGGAACUCGAAAAAUGAGCUCCUUUAGCAGAAAGUGCUAACUAGGGCUGAACCUCAUCUAGUGUAAAUUAGAUAUUGCCUAGGUUUUUGUUACGAUUUCUAGUUGAUUAUCGCUAUUGCCAUAAGCCACUUAGUUUAUAGGCGAUUUGUAAUUAACAGUGCUUUUAGAAUAUGAUAAAUAAUAUAUUCUUUUUUUGGUUGAUUUCAA
Molecule: messenger RNA, 2225 nt
Organism: Gossypium arboreum
Lineage: Eukaryota; Viridiplantae; Streptophyta; Magnoliopsida; Malvales; Malvaceae
Product: probable amino-acid acetyltransferase NAGS1, chloroplastic
Exons: 10
Coding region: 77-1906 (609 amino acids)
Biological process (GO): L-arginine biosynthetic process
Cellular component (GO): cytoplasm
Molecular function (GO): L-glutamate N-acetyltransferase activity, acting on acetyl-CoA as donor
Source: RefSeq, a predicted model, not a curated record